This is a messenger RNA of Henningerozyma blattae CBS 6284, 3507 nucleotides long. RefSeq lists its product as uncharacterized. The transcript has a single exon. NCBI's taxonomy places the organism in Eukaryota, Fungi, Ascomycota, Saccharomycetes, Saccharomycetales, Saccharomycetaceae. The record is from RefSeq and is a predicted model, not a curated record. The coding region runs from base 1 to 3507 and encodes 1168 amino acids. Gene Ontology annotation, biological process: eisosome assembly.
AUGUCUUCUUCCUCCUCUACAUCAAAGAACUAUUCUUUGGUUUCACAAAAAAAUAAUAAUAACAACACUAAAGACAUUACACCUCCCACAAUGAAAACUAAAAAAAAAUUAUCCGUAUAUCAAGAAUCUGGCGAACCUCUAAGUGCAGAAGCCCUAUACAGAGCUAAAUUGAAAACCGGUGCCUUCCAAUCCCCCACUUCAAAAUUAAGUAAAGGUCUAUCAAACCCUAAAUUGGCUUCAGAUGUGGCUGCUCAAAAAGCCCACAAAGAUCAUAUUGCACCACCGCAAUCAAAUGUAGAUACCUACAAGAAAUUACUUGGUGGUAGUGGUAAUGGCAGUGCCACCGAUUCUUCAAACUUUGUAGAUUCUAUCCCCAAAAGAAUGAGAAGACCCUCUUCAUCUUCUGCUGCAGCUACAAAGGCCUAUUCUGCCUCCUCCAUUGAAGAUGACUUGGAAUAUAAUUAUUCAUCUUUUGUCGGAUCUCCAUCUUUAACUGCUACCCCAUUGAAAUCUACUCCCAAUGGAUCCCUAUUCACAAGUGUGACUAGUUCUACUUCCAAUACAAUCACUUCUCCUUCUCCAACAACUUUAAGAACAAAACCAAAAGUUAUAGACCCACAAACUUUAAAAGCUUUAUCUGAUAAUUUGGAUGUAACUACUGAUUCAACUUCAAGUUCGAAAAAAGAUCAAACUUAUUCAAUUAAAUCAAAUGGUACCAUUAUAAAGGGGAAACUUAAAUCGAAAAUCAAUUCCAAGACAAAUUCUUUUUCAAAUAAAGAAUCCUCUCAAUCCAAUUCUUUAAUUAGUAACGCUUCUACAAUUAACAAUAAAACAAAGGCAAAACAGAAAAAAAAUUCGAAAUUUAAAAAAUCUGAUGAUUUGAAAAAUGUCAAUUUAACUCCAAUUGAUAUGACGAAAUUAUUUAAAGGUGCUGAAAAAUCUGCUGAAACAAGACUGAAUUCAAGACUUCAACCUGAGAGGAAAGAAUUCGAAUACGGGUUACUUACAAAUACCACUAGAUAUGAGUUUUAUCAUAAUUUACCAACAGCUUUAGGUAGUGAAAACCCAGGUGCAAACGAUGAAAAAAAACCUGUGUCAAGAUCAAGGUCACAAAGUAUUGCCAAAUCCAGAUCACAAAGUAUUGCAAGGUCAGGUUCUCAAAGCAUUGCAAGAUCCAGAUCCCAAAGCAUUGCCACAAUGGAAAGUUUUAGUAGUUUUAAUAAUAUUCAAUCUCCUCUUGCCCCUCCACCUCCUCCCACUGCCUCUUCCUCUAAAAUGGAUCACGAUGUUACAAGCCCAAGAGCAACUUCAAGAACACCUUCUAGGUCAAAUUCGAGAAGUGCAUCAAUCAUAAUGUCAAGAUCAAAUUCCAAAUCAAAUUCCAUGAUUUCUUCUUUAAAGACAAAACAAAAUACCACUACCACCACUACUAAAGAAAAAAAUCCACAUCAUAAGGAUAAGCAUGCUCAUCGUGCUGCUUAUGCUGUUAGAAAUUAUAGUUCUAUGACUGAUUAUGAAAAGACUCAACUUGAUUUCGAAAAAGAAAGAGAUGAAUAUUUAAAACAUGUAACAUCAAAAGGUGUGAUUACUGCAGCUCAAUCAAAUGUAGAUGAAAAAUUAAGAAACUUGGAUCAAAAUUUAUCAAAUACCUUUGGUCAAGGGAAACGUGGUGUCAAUCUAUUUGGAAAUGAAAAAUAUAAUCAAGCUGCUAUAACAAAGGCUCAAGAAAUUUUUAAUAAACAAAUUAAUGAUCCAAAUAGAAAUAAAAUCGAUAUGGGAUCUGGUUUAUUUUUAUCCCAAGAAGAAAUCGAUGAUAUUGCAGCCAAGAUGUUAUCUCCUGUUUUGGAUGAAGUUUCCUCUAGAGCAGAACAACAACGUAAAAAUGAUUUAGAUAUUCAUCAAAGAGCUGAAAAAAAUUCAAAUGGAUUUUUAGACUUUAAGAAUUUACAAAUUUUAAAAGAUACAAAUGAUAAAAAAGUUUUAGAUGAAACUACUUUAAAACAUAAACAAGAAUUUACCAAUACUAAAAAUAAAGAAACUUCUAAAUUUAAUAAAUUGGUUGAAACAAAGGAAAAGGCAUUAUCAGCUAAACAAAAUGAUUUAAAUUUGACAAAGAAAAAAUUCAAAGACACUAAAGAUGCUUGUAAAUUAAAAAUGGAUAAUCAUAAAAAACGGUUAGCUAAAAAAUUCGCCAAUGUUAAAAAGACUGAAGAAGAAAAUCUGGCUUCAUUACAAAAGGAACAAGAUAUAAUGAUUGUUAAUAUAAAGACUCAAUUAGAAAUUGCUGAGAAAAAGCAAAAAGAUUUGAAUCUCAAGAAAAAUGAAAUCAUUUCAAAGCAAAAUGUAAUUAAAGAAUCUGUGGACAAAAGUAAAAAAUCGAUCGAAGAUUUUGAUCAACAAAUUCAUUCUUUAACUGUCGAAUUGAUUCAAAUUACAAAUGAAACAAAUACUAGCACCUCAAAUAAUGAAAAUAUUGAUGAAGAAUUAUUAGAUAAACAAGAAAUAAUUGAAGAUAAAUUAUCAAUGAUAAAGGCCAAGAAAGCUCAGUCUAAAGCUUCUUUGGCUUUGCAGAUUGCACAAUUGAAACAAUUACAAACUGAUUCAUUUGCUAAUUCUAGAAAUAUUCAAAUCAAUAAUACUGAAUUAAAUUUCAAAAGAGAACAAUUACAUUCUAUUAGAGAUAUUCAAAAUGAAAUUGAUAUUUAUAGUACUGAGGAUGAUGGUGAUGAUGAUAUCAUGCUUGAUGCAACAAGUACAAGAACUAGAGCCAUGGAAGCCGGUGAAGUAUAUGAAAAGAAAAAAUCUCAAUAUGCUAAAACAAGAUUAGAAACACCACUUCCAAUUCCAGCCACGAAUGCUAACGAUAAUGAUCUUGAUAUUGUUAGUGAUUUAAUUCCCCCCUCCAUAACUGAUGAAAGCGAUAUUGCUAAUAAUAUUUAUUAUAGUGAUCAUCCAUCUGCUGAAGAAUCAGGUAUGAGAAAGAAAACAGCAUCUCAUCCAACUUUGUACGACCAAGAUGAUGAUGAUGAUGAACCCGUUAGUGACUUUGAUGAAUGUGAGCUUAAUACUCAUGAGACUCAAAAACGUAGUUGGGCUUCUAGAUUUUUAUUAUCAUCUGGUGAAAGUAAAGCUACGACUAAUGAUGAUAAAAAUCUUUUAGCUGGCGAAGAAGGUGAUAAUGAGGGUGGCAUUGAAAAUAAUUCUCCAACGAAAUCUAAGAGUGUAACAAAUACCGCUAAUGAUGAACUUCCCGCAGAUACAGAGGAACCAUGCGAGGGGAAAGAUAAUGAUGUAACUGCGGAUCAAUUUAGUGGCUUUUCUCAAGGUACUUUACCUGAUGUUAAUAAUGAGAACGUUGAAGAUGAGGAUGAUCCUGACAAUGUAGACGCAAUAGCGCUUAAUAAUAUUAUUUCUCAAGCCAAGACAGCCUCAAAUUUGGUUGGUGCAUCCACAGUUGAAGCUGAAGCAAUGGGAAGAGAUAAUAGUUAUUUCAAAGAAGUUUUCUAA